This is a messenger RNA of Ilex paraguariensis (yerba mate), 408 nucleotides long. The record is from the annotation of a GenBank genome assembly. Lineage: Eukaryota; Viridiplantae; Streptophyta; Magnoliopsida; Aquifoliales; Aquifoliaceae.
AUGGAAGGGCCGCUUGCACUGGCCUACAAUGAAGCUUUGCUAAAUGGAAGGAUUUUAACUUCAAGAGGGAGCAUUGUUCUAGCUAUUUUCCUAGGUUCACUCAGAAAGCGGGUGGAAGAGAUUCUGAAUUGCUUUGCAGGAUUGGAAAAUCAUUUCUUCAAUUAUUUGAAGUCAGGGAGAUGGCCAAGUGAAAUAUCGGACGAGGGGAAGCCGUCAACACUUCUUUCUUGGUAUCUCCAGUGGUACAGCAUACCUACACCAACUGUUAUCAAGACAGCACUGGAAAAAAUCAAGCCUAUACGCACAACCACAUCGGUUCCUUUGUUGCGUCUGUUACUCCCUGGAACUCACAUCAGUGCAAUUGAUGAGAUCAAUAAACUCUUCUUGUCUUCCGAGGUCAAUGGUUGA